CACCCCAACACCACCCCUUCCCUCCGCCUCCAAAAAUUUUUCCAAAUCGCGGGCCAAAUCGAAAUCCAAUCGAUCAAAUCCCCACCGCGAAUCUGUGGUGGCCGUAAGUGAAACCUCAAAUCUACCCCGAAUUUCAAAUCCCGCCCCAACGCGAAUUCGAUUCAAACUGGCCUCGCUCUCUCCUCCCCUCGUCCAAACCUUCGCCCUCCUCGCCCAUGGCGUUUCACGUCGCGUGCCCCAUCACAUGCCGGAGGGUGUGCGACUGCGAGCUAGGGUUUGGGGCGGCGGGGAGGGGGAGGGGGGGAGGAUUGGCGGAGGCGGCGGCGGCGUUGGAGGGGUUCCUUGCGGAUCCAUGGCUGCUGAGGCCGGCGGCGGCGGGGGAGGGGGUGGGGGUGGAGGAGGAGGGAGGGGUGGCGACGGUGCAGGUGGAGGUGCCGCCGGUGGAGGCGGCGGAGGAGGGGGAGGAGGAGGCCGGCAGGGCGGCCGUGCUGCGGCAGGCGGCCGCCGCGGAGGACUACGCGCGGAGGCUGGAGGGCGCCGCCGCCGCGGCGUACGGGUCUCAGGAGGAAGGAGAUGAAGAGGACUGGGGCCAAGAAGAUGUGGGCAAUGCUGCUGUCAAGGUUAUGUGUCGUAUAUGCUUUUCGGGAGAAAAUGAGGGUAGUACAAAAGCUGCCAAAAUGCUUCCAUGCAAACUCUGCAACAAAAAGUAUCAUAGAAGUUGUUUGAAAAACUGGGGGGAACAUAGAGAUCUUUUCCAUUGGAGCUCAUGGGUCUGCCCCUCUUGCCGCAGUUGUGAGGUAUGUCGACGACCUGGUGAUCCCAACAAGUUAAUGUUCUGUAAAAGGUGUGAUGGUGCUUAUCACUGCUACUGUCAGCAACCGUCGCACAAGAAUGUUACCCAUGGACCAUACUUAUGUCCAAAACAUACAAGGUGUCACAGUUGUGGAUCUGGUGUACCUGGGAGUGGCCAUAGCACAAGGUGGUUUCUGGGUUACACAUGCUGUGAUGCUUGUGGACGAUUAUUUGUGAAAGGAAACUACUGUCCAGUUUGCUUGAAGGUUUAUAGAGAUUCUGAAGUGAUACCAAUGGUUUGUUGUGAUGUUUGUGAAAAGUGGGUACAUAUUGAGUGUGAUGGCAUCAGCGAGGAAAAAUACCAGCAAUUUCAAUCGGACCAAAACCUUCAGUACACAUGUGGAGCAUGCCGUGGCGAAUGCUCCCAGAUUAGGGACACAGAAGAUGCUGUUAGGGAGCUUUGGAAGAGGCGGGAUGUAGUUGAUCAUGACCUUAUGGCUAGUUUAAGGGCUGCUGCUGCACUGCCUUCUUUGGAAGAUGUCUCACCAUCUCAUCCUAACUCAGAUGAUGAAAAACUUGGUGCAUAUGUAAUGAAAAAUGAUGGUAGAAACACACUCAAAUUCUCUUUCAAAAGCAACAGUACUAAGCCUGCAUUAGAUUCAUCUGAACAAGAGAAGAAUGCUAUCAAGAGCUCAGGGUCAAAUAAGAAGCAUUCCAAGAAGAAAGGGAAUCAAAAUAAUAAAACAGUUAGCGAGCAGGAUGAGAUAUUUUUGGAGAAAAGGAAUGAAACUAAAUCAUUGGGUAGUUUGGGAGAUCAAAUUGCAGAUGUUACUCGUGAUAAGAGUUCAUUUAAAAAUGAUGCCGAUGCGUUUGUGCUGUCUUCAGCUCAAAGUGCAGAGAAGGCUUUGAAAUUACAAUCUGCCAAAGCUGCAGCACAUAAUGCUGAUAUGAUACCCAAAGUCAAGAUUAAAGGAACUAAGGUUCCGAGUUUGCAUUUCAAGGAUGUAGGCGAGGAAAAUGCUGCCAAGAGUGACACAGGGAAAGGUACCAAGUUGGUUAUUCAUAUCGGUUCACGACACAAAAGUAGGAGUGGCUCUCCCAAGUCUGAAAUGUCCAAUUCUCAGAAAGAGCAAGAGCUGGUUUCAAUGCAUGGAGGGAAAGUUGAUGUGACAAGCCAGUUCAAAAGCUCUAGAAGUGAAAUAAAAGAAAAAAGUGUAAUGAAGCUAGUUAGAGAGACUGGAGUACAACAAAAUAGCCUUCUAGGAGAUCUAGGUGCUUCAAAAAAGCAUGCAACCGGAAAAAGGAGCAAUGCUAUAGUUUCUGCAAUGGAAAAUGCAAGUGAAAGUGGUACCAGAAGCAGAUCGUUUGGACAAAAACAAUCUGUUAAUCAUCUGACUGAGAACCAGGGGAAUGCUUCAUUUUCUGUGAACAACUCUCCUGACAGCUUGAAGCCAUCAUUGCUCAAGCUUAAAUUUAAACGUCCAAUUUUUGAGCAGCCAAGCACUCAGUCUUCUCAACCAGAGGAGCCGGGCACCUGGGCUUCACCGCAAGAGGAGUUAAAUGUUGCUAAAGGCCAGAGAUCAAAGAGGAAGAGACCUUCAUUAGACAAGAUGGAUGGUUCGGAAAGUAAGGCUCCAGCUGCCAAGAGACAUGAGCAGAGCACAGGAGAAGAAGCAAUGGAUGCGAACUGGAUCCUGCGCAAGUUGGGCAAGGAUGCGAUUGGGAAGAGGAUUGAGGUCCAGCUAGCUUCUGAUGGCAAAUGGCAUCAGGGGGUAGUCUCGAAUGUAAUCAAUGGCACUUUGUGCCUUCAGUUAGAUAAUGGUAGGUCUGAGAACAUAGAGCUGGGAAAGCGGGCAAUCCGCUUGAUAGCACAAAGGUCAAAGAGCGGAAAGCGAUGAACCCAUUUUGCGCCUGCCUCCCUGUUCUUGCUCUCAGUCAACUUCCUGCCACCAGGGUAGUAAGCAGACCUCUCCAGGCUCCAGCAUUUGGAUCGUCGCAGUCUCUGAUUCAUGGGAGAUUGGGAGGUCUGAAGGUCUGCCGUUCUUGCUGCCUUAAGCUGACUGGAUGAGACGUAGAAAUGCAACAUCAUCCGUUGCGCGGUGUCUCACUAGCCUAGCAUGUAACAGACUAGUUUUUUUUUUUGUCCUGCUGCAUGAAGCGCAUUGGCUUCAUUUUGACUUCUGGUAGUGUAGGAACAAACAACUGGGAAGGCUUUUUAGGGGCCACCCUGGAUGUAGAAGAAAUGCCUGAUGAUGGCCAUGUACAUGUAGCUGUAGCUGCUGAAUGAGUUCUUUUUUUUAACCAGUUUACCCAGAAUUCCCUGUGAUGUGUGGUGUGUUAGCUCAUCAUCUGUUUGUAUGUUUGGGAUACUGAUGCUACGGCACACUGAGUAGUAACAUUUUGCUCCUCUGCAGAAGAGGAUCCGUGCAUGUGCAGUAAGAAUGUAAGAUCCUUACACAGCAAGGGUUCAGGGGUUCAUCAGCAAUCAAAUAUUAUUAGAGGUGCUUAAGAACCUGAA
Messenger RNA from Oryza sativa Japonica Group (Japanese rice), 3310 nucleotides. RefSeq lists its product as uncharacterized. Gene Ontology annotation, molecular function: transcription coregulator activity. The record is from RefSeq and is a predicted model, not a curated record. Gene Ontology annotation, biological process: positive regulation of transcription by RNA polymerase II; negative regulation of DNA-templated transcription. Lineage: Eukaryota; Viridiplantae; Streptophyta; Magnoliopsida; Poales; Poaceae. Gene Ontology annotation, cellular component: chromatin.